Molecule: messenger RNA, 3164 nt
Organism: Antrostomus carolinensis (chuck-will's-widow)
Lineage: Eukaryota; Metazoa; Chordata; Aves; Caprimulgiformes; Caprimulgidae
Product: neurofibromin
Exons: 24
Source: RefSeq, a predicted model, not a curated record
CUUCCAAUAAAGGCUAGCCAGCAGAAUACCCACACCAAAGUCAGCACGGAGCACAACAAAGAAUGUCUCAUAAACAUUUCCAAGUACAAGUUUUCCCUGGUCAUCAGUGGUCUCACUAAUAUCUUAAAAAAUGUUAAUAACAUGAGAAUAUUUGGAGAAACCGCUGAAAAGAAUUUAUAUCUAUCUCAGUUGAUUAUCUUGGAUACACUGGAAAAAUGCCUGGCAGGGCAACCAAAGGAUACCAUGCGACUAGACGAGACUAUGCUGGUCAAACAGUUGCUGCCAGAAAUCUGCCACUUCAUCCACACUUACCGCGAAGGGAACCAGCAUGCAGCCGAGCUACGAAAUUCUGCCUCUGGGGUUCUUUUUUCUCUUAGCUGCAAUAACUUUAAUGCUGUGUUCAGCCGCAUUUCCACCAGAUUACAGGAACUGACUGUUUGUUCAGAAGAUAAUGCUGAUGUUCAUGAUAUUGAACUUUUACAGUACAUCAGUGUGGAUUGUUCGAAACUAAAACGACUCUUGCAAGAGACUGUAUUCAAGUUUAAAGCCCUUAAGAAAGUAGCUCAGUUAGCUGUUAUCAACAGUCUUGAAAAGGCAUUUUGGAACUGGGUGGAGAACUAUCCUGAUGAAUUCACAAAGCUGUACCAAACGCCGCAGACUGACAUGGCUGAUUGUGCAGAGAAGUUGUUUGACUUGGUAGAUGGCUUUGCUGAAAGCACAAAACGUAAAGCAGCAGUGUGGCCACUGCAAAUCAUCCUCCUGGUUCUGUGUCCAGAGAUAAUUCAAGAUAUAGUGAAGGAUGUGGUAGAAGAAACUAAAAUGAACAAGAAACUGUUCCUGGACAAUCUCAGGAAAGCACUUGCAGGCCACAGUGGGAGCAGACAGCUGACUGAAAGUGCUGCUAUUGCUUGUGUUAAACUCUGCAAAGCAUCUACCUACAUCAACUGGGAAGAUAAUUCUGUCAUUUUCCUACUGGUGCAGUCCAUGGUAGUAGAUCUUAAGAAUUUGCUGUUUAAUCCAAGCAAACCCUUUUCAAGAGGCAAUCAGAACGCAGAUGUAGACCUUAUGAUUGACUGCUUAGUUUCCUGCUUCCGCAUAAACCCUCAUAAUAACCAACACUUUAAGAUCUGCUUGGCACAGAAUUCCCCAUCAACAUUUCAUUAUGUACUGGUAAAUUCACUCCACCGAAUAAUCACAAAUUCUGCGCUGGACUGGUGGCCCCGGAUCGAUGCUGUGUACUGCCAUUCCAUGGAGCUCCGCAGCAUGUUCAGUGAGACGCUUCACAAAGCCAUUCAGGGCUGUGGGGCACAUCCAGCGAUUCGCAUGACUCCGAUGCCAACCAGUCACUGUUUUGCAUGGCAGUGGGCCUCUGUUGCUAGUCUCACAUUUAAGGAGAAAAUGACAAGCCUUAAAUUUAAAGAAAAACCUACUGAUUUGGAAACCAGAAGCUACAAGUUUUUGCUGUUAUCCCUGGUGAAACUGAUCCAUGCUGAUCCAAAGCUUUUGCUGUGUAAUCCAAGGAAACAAGGGCCUGAGACACAAGGUAGCACAGCUGAGUUAAUUACAGGCCUCGUGCAGCUUGUUCCACAGUCCAACAUGCCAGAUAUAGCACAAGAAGCCAUGGAGGCCUUGCUAGUUCUUCACCAGUUAGACAGCAUUGACUUGUGGAAUCCUGAUGCACCUAUAGAAACAUUCUGGGAAAUUAGUUCGCAGAUGCUUUUUUAUAUCUGCAAGAAACUAACUAGUCAUCAGAUGCUCAGCAGUACAGAAAUCCUCAAGUGGCUGCGAGAGAUUCUCAUCUGUAGGAAUAAAUUUCUUCUAAAAAACAAACAAUCAGAUAGGAGUUCCUGCCACUUCCUCUUUGUUUAUGAUGUCUCUGGAGGUGGAACUAGUCAAAUUUCUCUUGACCAUGAAGAGAUGAUUCGGUGUCCAGGAGCUACCCUCAGGAAAGGCAAAGGGAAUUCUUCCAUGGAAAGUACAGCUGGAUGCAGUGGAACACCAAUUUGUCGCCAAGCCCAAACAAAAUUGGAAGUUGCCUUAUACAUGUUUUUGUGGAGCCCGGAUAUCGAGGCAGUCCUUGUUGCAAUGUCCUGUUUCCGUCACCUCUGUGAGGAAGCAGAUAUCAGAUGUGGAGUAGAUGAAGUCUCAGUGCAUAAUUUUUUGCCAAACUAUAAUACUUUCAUGGAGUUUGCGUCUGUUAGCAAUAUGAUGUCGACAGGGAGAGCAGCUCUUCAGAAACGAGUGAUGGCAUUAUUAAGACGCAUUGAACAUCCAACUGCAGGCAACACAGAGGCCUGGGAGGAUACACAUGCAAAAUGGGAACAAGCUACAAAACUAAUCCUUAACUAUCCAAAGACCAAAAUGGAAGAUGGGCAGGUUACUGAAAGUCUUCACAAGACAAUUGUUAAGAGACGAAUGUCGCAUGUGAGUGGGGGAGGCUCCAUAGACUUGUCUGACACAGAUUCUCUUCAGGAGUGGAUCAACAUGACAGGGUUCUUGUGUGCCCUUGGAGGAGUGUGCCUGCAGCAUCGCAGCAAUGCAGGAUUGGCAACCUACAGUCCACCUAUGGGCCCUGUCAACGAGCGCAAGGGCUCCAUGAUCUCCAUGGUGUCCACUGAGGGAAAUGCAGAGAGUCCCGUUAGCAAAUUCAUCGAUCGAUUAUUGACUCUGAUGGUCUGUAACCAUGAGAAAGUGGGACUUCAGAUACGGACUAAUAUUAAAGAUCUGGUGGGUUUGGAGUUGAGUCCAGCACUUUAUCCAAUGCUGUUUAACAAACUGAAGAAUACCAUCAGCAAGUUUUUUGAUUCUCAAGGGCAGGUUUUGUUAACCGAGACCAACACACAAUUUGUAGAGCAAACCAUUGCGAUAAUGAAGAAUUUGCUUGACAAUCAUACAGAAGGGAGCUCAGAACAUCUUGGACAAGCUAGUAUUGAGACAAUGAUGCUAAACCUGGUUAGGUAUGUGCGUGUGCUUGGAAAUUUGGUACAUGCAAUUCAAAUAAAAACUAAACUCUGUCAGUUAGUAGAAGUAAUGAUGGAAAGGAGAGAUGACCUUUCAUUUUGCCAAGAAAUGAAAUUUAGGAACAAAAUGGUGGAAUAUUUGACAGACUGGGUUAUGGGAACAUCUAAUCAAGCAACAGAUGAGGAUGUGAAAUGCUUGACAAG